AUGCAUCAAGUUUGUCACAAAAUACCUGCCCCUGGACUCUGUGGAGGAGUGAAGAAAUCCCGUCGCACGGAUGUGGAAGACCUGACUCCGAACCCUCGUAAACUGCUGCAGAUCGGGACAGAGCUGCGAAAACUCAACAAAGUCAUCAGCGACUUGACCCCCGUGAGCGAGCUGCCCAUCAACGCACGUCCCCGCUCCCGCAAAGAGAAGAACAAGCUAGCCUCCAGAGCUUGUCGUUUGAAAAAGAAGGCCCAGUAUGAAGCUAACAAGGUGAAACUCUGGGGUCUAAGCACUGAAUAUGGAUAG
This is a messenger RNA of Knipowitschia caucasica, 306 nucleotides long. The record is from the annotation of a GenBank genome assembly. Lineage: Eukaryota; Metazoa; Chordata; Actinopteri; Gobiiformes; Gobiidae.